CUGACUGCUGAUUGGCUGGGCGCAGUCGCACGUCAUCAGCCCAUGAUCGGCGGAUCGCGCGCUGCUCUCAGAUCAGAUGAAACAGCGCUGUGAGGAUCAGACUGAAGAUGAAGAGCAAAGCCACACUCACUCAUCCUGGAAAAGCCAUCCUGGCAGGUGGAAUCGCAGGCGGCAUUGAGAUCUGCAUCACGUUUCCUACAGAGUAUGUGAAGACUCAACUACAGUUAGACGAGAAAGCCAAUCCGCCACGUUACAGAGGCAUCACGGACUGUGUGUCUCAGACGGUCCGUCAUCAUGGAGUGAAGGGGUUAUACCGAGGCCUCAGCUCGCUGCUGUACGGGUCCAUCCCUAAAUCUGCCGUCAGGUUCGGUGUGUUUGAGAUACUCAGUAACCAGAUGAGGGACGAGGCUGGGAAGCUGGACAGCACUCGAGGGUUAAUCUGUGGUUUGGGUGCCGGCGUGAUGGAGGCCGUCCUGAUCGUCUGUCCCAUGGAGACCAUAAAGGUGAAAUUCAUCCAUGAUCAAACCUCGGCUAAUCCCAAAUACAGAGGCUUUUUCCACGGAGUGCGAGAGAUCAUAAGAACCCAAGGAAUCAGAGGGACGUAUCAAGGCCUCACAGCGACCGUCCUCAAACAGGGAUCCAAUCAGGCGAUCCGGUUCUUCGUCAUGACCUCUCUGAGGAACUGGUACAAGGGUGACAAUCCCAACAAAUCCAUCAACCCCGUCAUCACCGGAGCGUUCGGUGCGAUCGCAGGAGCGGCGAGUGUGUUUGGAAACACGCCGCUGGACGUCAUCAAGACCAGAAUGCAGGGUUUGGAAGCUCAUAAAUAUAAAAACACAAUGGAUUGUGCCCUGAAGAUCAUGCAGCAUGAAGCACCAGCGGCGUUUUACAAGGGCACGGUCCCACGGCUGGGCCGAGUGUGUUUGGACGUGGCCAUCGUCUUCAUCAUCUACGAGGAGGUUGUGAAGGUCCUAAACAAAGUCUGGAAGACGAAGUGACGACCGUGGUCUCGUUCUUCACAUCACUUCUGCUUUUAAACACGCACACAAUAUUUGAAAAUAACAUUAGUUCAUAAAGCAGCUGCAGUCAAAUUAACAUUAAACACUGUCUGUGCCACAUUUAACUGAUUUUGUUCAUUAAUAAAUCGAUUAUUUAACUGCUAGAUGUAAUAGAGAGCGAACAUGUAUGUUUACAGAUGUUAAACUCUGAGCCAGAGGAAUAAUCUAGAGAAAAGUGUGACCGUAAAUUAAUUUAAUGUUUUAACGUGGGAAAAUCCUUAAGAGGAAGUGGGAAUAUUUACAAAUAGAGAGUUUAUGAAUAUUUAUAGAUGUAUUUACUUAACUACAGAUCAUUCCAUAAUACUGUACGAAUUCCAUUGAAAAUUUAUUCUAUUUUUAAGUUUCUGACAUUUCUACUUAAAAUUUUGUGUUUUUACUAAGGCUAAUAUUUUUACAUUUGUAAAGCCUUUUUAUUAAUUAUUUUGAAUAUAUUUAUUUUGCUGUUGCACAUGUGCCUUUUAACCAUCAAACUCUGGCAUUUAUUUUUCAACACAAACAAAGACAUUUUUAAUAAUUAUUUUGUCAGUUUUAAAGCCUGUUUUCAGACGUGACCUGCUGUAUCUGUCUCUGUGCAAUAUCAUCUCUAUUAUACACAACUCGAAUACAGAUUCAGUGAAUGUCAAAUACACCUCAGAGUCGAACUGAAAUGGAUUAUUAAAGUGUUUCUGCAGCAUGCAUCUCCAGCUGUGUGUGUGUGUGUGUGUGUGUGUGUGAGAGAGAGAGAGAAAUAGUGUCAUCUAUCUAUAUAUCAUUUAUUGACCCUAAUUAAAUGUACAGUGCUGCUGCUGGCCGCUAGAGGGCAGAAUCUGCAUUGACAAAUCUGUGUGUGUGUGUGUGUGUGUGUGUGUUUGGGGCCUUUAGAAAUACUCUUUGGGAUUGUUUGUGCCAUAUCCUGUGAUGUGUGUGUUCUUGGCCUUUUCUUUGUAGAUCUAGACUGAAGGCUUCUUAGACUAAAUGCUAAUGUGCUAAUAAAAUUAUUUUAUAUUAA
Carassius gibelio (silver crucian carp) is the source of this 2046-nucleotide messenger RNA. Its product is annotated as tricarboxylate transport protein B, mitochondrial-like. The transcript has 9 exons. Bases 108 to 998 code for a protein of 296 amino acids. Gene Ontology annotation, biological process: mitochondrial citrate transmembrane transport. The record is from RefSeq and is a predicted model, not a curated record. Lineage: Eukaryota; Metazoa; Chordata; Actinopteri; Cypriniformes; Cyprinidae.